This is a messenger RNA of Haliotis rufescens (red abalone), 3714 nucleotides long. Its product is annotated as CD151 antigen-like. NCBI's taxonomy places the organism in Eukaryota, Metazoa, Mollusca, Gastropoda, Lepetellida, Haliotidae. The coding region runs from base 820 to 1620 and encodes 266 amino acids. The transcript has 10 exons. Gene Ontology annotation, cellular component: membrane. The record is from RefSeq and is a predicted model, not a curated record.
UUUGUUUCCUAUCGGUAUGGAAAACAGUAACACUGUCUCAGAGACAAAGACAUGCCAAACUGAUAAACUAAAUAGACUAGACAACAGAACAGUUUAUCCGACAAAUGAUUCUCCUUUAACACAUUGUUAAAAGUAGGAAAUGCGUGGUAAUAAAGGAACAUAAUCGCAACCCCCUCUUCCCUCCCCCCUCCAAUAUAUAAAUAAAUAAUAAAAAAUAAUAAUAUAAAAAUAUAAUAAAAAUAAAUAAAUGUACAACACCCCAAAACACUCAAUACAAUUAAGUGAAUCAAAACUACAAAAAGAAGAAGAACAACAAAACAUUACAAAACUCCAAAUUCCCCAACAACGAGAAACUCCUAACAUCGAUGAUAUUGUCUUCGUCUCAACAGUAUAGUUACAGGCAGGUGUAGUGAAGGCACUGUCAAGAGUUUGAAAGCGCACGUUCUGCGCGUGCAAUAGCUCCAACACAAAUGGACAUCAGCGUUGUUAGGUGGAGGAUGGUAGACACAGGACGCCACUGCGUUAUUUGUGCAGGAAACAGGCACUGUUAGCUUAUGACGCUGACCGAAGUACAUUGCCGACAUAUCGGAAACGGGAUAUGACGCUCCAUACUUCGCUGUAAAAUGUGGGAGAUGUGUUCGACAAUGACUCAAUGACUGUUUGUGUGCGAGGAUUUCUUCUACAAGACUUGUGGACCUCCUUCUAAACAGAUUCGGAUUUCAACUUGAAAGAAGCACCAGUGGUGUACAGAGGGAGUCAGCAGAACUGAUUGUCUUCACAGCCUGAGUGACUACAGCCGAGUAUACACAACAUCUCAAGAUGGCGGAGGGAGGCUGUGCAACAUGCUCCAGAUAUAUGCUCAUUAUCUUCAACUUCAUCUUCUGGAUCUCUGGAGGUGCUAUCCUUGGAACAGGAAUAUUUGUGUUGGUGUCAGAUGAAGUGGAUAAGUUCCUCAAAUCCAUUGAUAUCGGUCUGCCCGUAGGAUUCCUGUACACGGCAGCCUAUAUUAUGAUAGCCGUGGGAGCGUUUGUGUUCUUCGUGGGAUUCUGUGGCUGCUGUGGUGCUGUGCGGGAAAGCGCAUUCAUGUUGGGAAUUUACAUCUUCUGUAUGGCGGUAGUGAUGUGUGGUGAGCUGGGAGCAGGCAUCUACGUGGCGGUUGAGAAGGGAUAUUUGGAAAGUGAAGGUCAUGGGGUGCUGAUAGACACAGUGAAGAACUACACAGGGGCAGGCAACUCUACCAUUGACUUCCUACAAAUUGAGUUCAACUGCUGCGGAGCUGACAACUACACAGACUAUAGGAACAGCGAGUGGGUGUUGAAUCAGAUGCCACCAAAGCGGUAUGUGCCGGACACAUGCUGCCGUGGAAAGGGGAAGGAUGUCAAGUCUCACAGGCCAGCUAACGCGACUAUUUGUCGGGAAGAGGCGGAGCCUGGCAGCCCCAUCCAACCAGAGGACAGGACACAGCUGCAGCAGAGGGGCUGUUUUCCAGCUAUCCGUGAUUGGAUUGGCGGUCAAAGCAUCAUUCUCAUAUGUGUUGGAAUUGGAAUCGCAUUGAUACAGGUCCUGGGAAUAAUAUUUGCAGUGUGUUUGUGUCGGAACCGAUCAGAGUACUAUGAAUAGCAAAACUAGAAAACGACACUAAAACCACAUGAAAUUCCAGGAUGAUCUGUAGAAUUACACCGUUCCAAACAUUAGACUAGGACUGACAACAUGACCAGACUUCUGGCACAACCUGUGUAGGAGUCACUAGAAUGUGGCUCCCACUCCCACACCCCACCCCACAACACUGUAGCCCCACCCCCGCAACACUGUCGACCCAUCCCCGGAACACUGUCUCCCCAUCCCUGAACACUGUCGCCCCAUCCCCGCAACACUGAGGCUCCAGCCACAGAACACUGUAGCUCCAGCCCCUGAAAACUGUCGCACCGCCCCCGGAACACUGUAGCUCCACCCCCGGAACACUGUAGCUCCACCCACAGAACACUGUAGCUCCACCCCCGGAACACUGUAGCCCCAUCCCGGAACACUAUUGCCCCACCCCCAGAACACUGUCUCUCCAUCCCAGAACACUGUCGCCCACCCCUGAAACACUGUAGGUAGCCCACCCCCGGAACACUGUAGCCCCAUCCCUGAACACUGUAGCCCCACCCCCGGAACACUGUAGCUCCAUCCCCGGAACACUGUACCCCAUCCUAGAACACUGUUGCCCACCCCUGAAACACUGUAGGUAGCCCACCCCCGGAACACUGUCGCCCCAUCCCGGAACACUGUUGCCCACCCCUGAAACACUGUAGGUAGCCCACCCCCGGAACACUAUCGCCCCAUCCCGGAACACUGUUGUACAUGCAGGGGACACAGACAUCACAGAUUCCUUCAGCUCAUCAGAGGUUUCAAACAUAAACUGUUUUAAAAUGUUGUUUUGUUAUUGGAUGCAUGCAUGAACAUAAACUGGAACAAAAUAGAGGAUGUCAAACAAUUCUUGUCAAAUAAGUGACCGGCCCUUUUCUACACGUGGGUGGUCAGAGGGUUUUGAUGCGGUAAUGUACUGAAAAUAAUGACCCUCCCAUAAUGCUUGUUAUAGUUUUGUUUCCCCUUCCCGUGUCCUUGUACAUUCUCUUUGCGACCCACCCUGAAAAGACAAAAUACAAAAGUGCUUUAUCUUUUAUAAAAAAAAUGACCAUUUCUUCUUGAUCCUCCACAAAAAUGUGUCUUAUUUUUAAUGACCCUCCCCUAGAGACUGUCAUAUUUCUGGUGACCCUCCCUGAUCCACUUUGACCACCCACUCUGUUAUAAAUGAUCUGUUCCUGGUCUCAACAACUUACCUUGCAAUAUAGAAACCUAGGCAAUAUAGAAACCUUGGCAGUGGUUGACAUAGCAUCAUGUCGAAUACUGCCAGGAUGUCUAUUUAUGGGAAGGCAGAGGUAUUGCAAUAGUCAGUCUUACAGUCUCUGAACCAUAUCAUUUUCCCUUCCACAGCCCUUACGUUAAUGCUGUAAUUCUAACUGAAGCAAGUCUAGAUUUUCCACAGGUUCAGCUCUAUAUCUCCCAUCUCACUGGAGCUCCUUUUCAGUUUAAGUCAAGUUGUUUUGUUCUUUCAACAUUAUAUCUAUAUGUUCUGAGACGAAGUGUUAGUCCAGUAUUGCAAUAGUUUCUUGAUACUAACUGACGAUAUAUAUUGCAAUAGUCAUAAUAUCUCCAUUAGUCAGCCCUACUAGUCACACUGUACAUAUUGGUGGUGUUGAGUUUGCUUUUUAUGAUGGUUUUUCCCAUGUUAAUUUUAUUCAUGCUAACUUAAAAAGUUAAUUGAAUACUAUUUUCCACAUUUAUGUCAGAUUUUAAUUUUUUUGUUAUUUUGUGAUUGUAAAUAAUUUUGAAAAAUGAUUUUGAGUUCUAUCCUUCAUAAUUGAUUAUAUCGACUAUGGAGAAGGAUUAAAAUAUAACUUUGUUUUAAUGGUUUAAUCCCAGUUGAAGAUUAGAUCUCUAUUGAUGUGUUAUUGUUUUGUGAAUGUGGAAUGGAUGAUAUCCACUUGAUACUAAAAACUGAUAAUUCAUUUCUCAUGCAGACUAGGAUAUAUUGUCAUGUAUAAACUGAAAAAUGUUUUUGAGCUUAGACUUACCGUAUUUGACGUAAUAAGCGCCACGGCGAUAUUUACUAAUGUAUUGGCUAGUGAACAAUCCCAUCAGCACCCCUUCCAAUUGAUCAAUGUACACAAG